Molecule: messenger RNA, 1416 nt
Organism: Punica granatum (pomegranate)
Lineage: Eukaryota; Viridiplantae; Streptophyta; Magnoliopsida; Myrtales; Lythraceae
Source: RefSeq, a predicted model, not a curated record
CUCCUUUUGCAGACAAAAUCCUUUUUGACUUCUUCCUUCCCAUUAAACCCCUCGCAAAUUCAUUCAAUAUUCAUUCAUUAGUGUUCCCUUGUUUGAACUCCUCCCACCUCUUAUUAAACCCACUCCUCCCUGGCCAUUGAUGUUCCUUCGAAUUCAAGACAGCAAGCCAGGAAAAUAUUUGCAAAGAACCCAUGGCAGUCGAAGCUCGGCACCUCGAUAAUCUCUUCCGUUGCCAACCGCAAUCGAUCUCAAACAGGAGAGAUUUCAUCGGCUCGAAGCCUGACGGGACUGCCAUGUACAAUACGGGGACAACUCAGAUUGAAUGUGCUGCCCUGCCGUUGAGUACUCCUUCCUCAGCAAUGCCACUGCUGCACCACGAGGUGAUUGUCCCCCCGGCUUUGUACCAAUCAACAAUUGGUGACGGGGUUCUGCCAGUGAAGUCGUAUAGCGGCCUCACCACCUUCAACAACAGUGUGCCCGGGCCUCCAAGGAAGCGGUCCAGGGAUAUGAUCAAUUACGCCUGCGAUGGGUCUCAAAUGGCACCUCAGAAGAUCCGGUUAGUGUCUGUAGACCAGGACAUUGCCCUGGGCACCCGCCGGCAGCAGUCGGAUCUAGAUCGGCUAAUAGCCCAACAAACUGAGAGGAUGAGGCUGGAAGUCGAAGAGAAAGUCAGGCAGCAAUCCAAGGAAUUAUUAACAGAUAUACACGAAGGGAUUGCAAGGAAGCUAAGGGAGAAGGACGAAGAGAUACAAAGGAUGGGGAAGCUGAACUGGGUAAUGCAAGAAAGAAUCAAGACCCUCUGCGUGGAGAACCAGCUGCUGCGCAGCUUGGCCCAGACGAGCGAGGCAGCAGCGAACACCCUCCGCAGCAACCUCGAGCAGGUGCUUGCAGUGGCCCAUGUGGCUGAGGACCGUCACCCAUUCUCUGCAGCAGCAGCAGCAGUAGAGGAGGAUGCUGAAUCAUGCUGCGCGAGCAGCAGCAGUGGCAAACGGGCAGCCAAGGAGAAGGACCACCGGGUGGCGGUCGCUGGCAGUGGCAGCAGAGGACCGAGAGGGGCCUGUCGAGGCUGCGGGAAGAAAGAACCAUGCGUGCUUUUGCUGCCCUGUCGGCACCUAUGCCUCUGCGCAGCGUGCGGAUCGGUCCUUCAUGGUUGCCCUGUAUGUGGUUCCGUGAUGACCGGUACAGUACAUGUUAACAUAUGAUAGGAAUUUUAAAUAUGUGGUGAAGAUGAGCUAGUUCGUAGUCAAUAAAUGAAGAAUUCUUUGGACAUUUCUUUUUUCCGGUGAGGCGAUGUCCACAUUUUGUUUUGCAUAGGUUACUGUCCUGACAAAUUUUUUGGAUGUGAAUAUUCCCGUGUUUACCAAAUUUUUUUAAUUAACUCUAGAAAAAUUGAUAAUCUUAUCGUUCUAUUUUUAA